This is a messenger RNA of Lachancea dasiensis, 2175 nucleotides long. The record is from the annotation of a GenBank genome assembly. NCBI's taxonomy places the organism in Eukaryota, Fungi, Ascomycota, Saccharomycetes, Saccharomycetales, Saccharomycetaceae.
AUGGCUCAGAACUUGCAAGUCAAACGCAAGCGGACGAGGACGCUAGACGCGACGCCCCGCGUGGGCACGGUGCGGUCAGUACCGCAGGGCAUGUUUCUCGACAACGAGGCCGAUCCCAUCAUUGGCGAUAUGAUCGCAAGACAGUCGGCGCUGCUGCAGGGCAACCUGAUCGAUUCGCACUUCGCGACCGGAUCGUCGACUGCGGAGGGCUCUAUGGUGGCCGGCAACGAGAACACGCUCCACGACCAAACUGCCCCCAACGACGACACGGGCAACGACCUCUUCAACCGCGGCCACCACCACCACCACCACCACCACAACAACAACAACAACAACAGCACUACUUUCCAUCCCAUCGAGGACGACGAUCUGAUCUUUGUCAAGGAACAGCCUGUCCAGGCUCCUCCGUUGUUUUUGGAUCCUCAUGCUGAGCACCACUACACCAGCAAGAAGUUCAAGAAACAGAGGACGAUCUCGCUCCCGCAAUUACCGCACGCCAAACUCCUAUACGAAGCGGCCCAACAUCGCGCCUUGCCGCGGCGUCAGAACGACGAUGAUCUGAUCCACUUGAGCGGCUCCUCCACCAAAACCAUUGACGGCAACCGUGCCGUGACUCUAAAUGUGGUGAAAAGCGUCUCUCCGCUCAGUACCCAUGAACACGCAUCCCCGGUCUUCAAACGCAUGGCGACUGCACCUAAAAUCUCCAAGCUCGUCUCUGCGGGCAAAAAGAAAAUCGGAAAACGCGAGUACUUUCAGACCGAUAAAGAAGGACACUACGUUUACCGCGAGGACGACAUUUUUUGUAAUGGCAGGUUCAUCGUCAAGGAGCUACUAGGGCAAGGCACGUUCGGGAAAGUGGUACAAUGCAUCGAUAACGCCCCAUUUACCGCUAUCCCUCCAAACCGAGAGCACCAGUUCGCUGGCUUUGAGGACCCAUUUACCGAAUCUUUUGACGGAUCCCAAAUUGAUAUGGACUAUCCCACCCCUCACCAGUCACACGUUCAAAAUACCCCUAAAAUGGUUGCUGUCAAAAUCAUUCGCGCCGUCGAUAGAUACCGCGAAGCUGCCAAGACCGAACUACGAGUUUUGAAAGCUAUCUUGGACAACGACCCCAUCGGCCAAUACCAGUGUUUGCUGUUGCGGGAAUGUUUUGACUACAAAAAUCAUAUAUGUUUGGUAACCGAUUUGUUUGGGAAGUCCGUGUACGAUUUCAUGUGCAAUAACGGGUGUUCACGGUUCCCUGGCUCCCACGUACAGGCCGUUUCGAAACAGUUAAUCCGCUCUGUCUGUUUUUUACAUGAUUUGGGAAUCGUACAUACCGACUUGAAACCCGAAAACAUACUGCUCUGCGAUGAAACUUACGUUGGAAAACCAUUGUCCCAAGAUCAAUUCUCGACAUUAAGUCCGCGGCGUAAAAGUGCCUGUAACGGUGAACGGAAAUUCUUGACUAAUCCAGAAGUGAAACUAAUAGAUUUUGGCAGUGCCGUGUUUUAUAACGAGUUCCAUCCAGCUGUUAUAUCAACCCGUCAUUAUCGGGCCCCGGAGAUUGUUUUGGGGCUCGGUUGGUCAUUUCCUUGUGACAUUUGGUCAAUUGGUUGUGUAUUGGUAGAGUUGGUUACAGGCGAAUCGCUGUAUCCAAUACACGAAAACUUGGAACAUAUGGCAAUGAUGCAACGGUUCAAUGGGAAGCCUUUUCCACCCAAAAUUGUUGAAAACAUGUUCUAUAAAUCUGAUCGUAAGUUGGGAAACUUGUCCCCAGACUUACACGCAACGGUGGUGAAGCAUUUCGAUCGUGAUACUCUGUCACUUCAAUGGCCAGAGAGAAAUGUAAAGGGAGACAUAGUAACAAAGGAAAGAUCCAUGAAAAGAAUUAUGAAUAGCUGCGAUCGGCUGGACAAGUAUGUGAUGCAAAAAAUACGACAGGACUACGGGGAUUGGUUGAUCAUAAACUGGGAUAUGAGUUCUGAGGAUAAUUGGGCUAUUUUGGAAUCGAAAUUUGACGAGCAAGCUCUGGAUAGGGAGGUAUUCUUGUUUUGGUAUUGGUUCCUUGACUUGUGCAAGAAGAUGUUUGAGUUCGAUCCUACCAAACGGAUAACCGCCCGAGAGGCAAUUAGCCACGAAUGGUUCAACUAUGGUAUCUUGGAUGAGGGCAUUGCAAGUUUCGGUAAAGUUUAA